UCCAUGCCACCUUUUAUUUCAAGCGUUGUCCUUUUCGUGGUAAAAAAAGAAAAGCAUACAGAGCUCAUUUUGGUGUGUCCGCUGUCGAAUUUGACGUGUCGGAGAACGGCCACUUUCUCGCGAAACCAUUGUGGGUAUCGCUUCUCGGCCUUUUGGCUAAGAUCAAGAAAAAGAUCGCGAGAAGUACCCGCGGGAUCCACAAGGAGGUGCGAUGUCGACAUCGGCCACAUCACAGUCAGCAGCCGCUGGACUGAAGAACACGCUGCGUUUUCAAUGGACCGGAAAUGAUAGUUUGAUGGAGAGAUUUCGUUUUGGGAAGGAAGUUCUUUUUGGACCGCUACGCCUGACAGCAGACGACGUGCACUGCCUGCAACAGAACACACCGGAGAAGUUUUACGACGUGUCGUUCUACACCAUCACCAGGCUGGAGGAGGUGAGAGGGCUUUUCCGCGCGAACGCGACAGCACCCGCCCUCAGUGCGUUUCAAGUGGAGUCCCUGUGCAGGCACAACAUGAGGGUGCUAACGGUGCACAUGUUCAACCCAUGGGUCACAGAGGAAACAUUAGUGUGCUACCUCAGCCGGUACGUGACCAUCUUGCCAGGAGUGAGAGACAUUAAGGACGCCCUGGGCAUCUGGACAGGGAAGAGGCAGUUUCGUGUGCUGCUAAAGGAGGACGAGAGCGGCCAUGAUGGCUACCGCCAUCCACCCGCUUCUUUUUCCAUCGGAGCAGACAGGGGCUACCUUAUGUAUGCUGGUCAGCCUCGUUUCUGCAGGAAGUGCAGCACCUACGGGCACCUCGCUGAUGCCUGCACCCAGACAAGGUGCAGAAACUGUGGGACUCUGGGCCAUAUAAUGAGGGAUUGCACCGUGCCCAAGCGCUGCAGUCUGUGCAACUCAGAGGACCACCUGUUCCGUCACUGCCCGAAGGCAGCCCCCUCUUACGCCAGAGCGGUGAGCGGGAAAAGAGCGGAGAGCGACAAAAGACCAGAGAGCGGGAAAAUACCAGACGAGGGAGAAGGAAUGGAACUACGCGCCAUUGAGGAGGUGGUGGAGGAGCUGGUGAUGGAGAGAGAACUGCGAGGGUCCGAGGAGAGCGGGAGUGAGACGCCAUCAUCAUCCCACGAGGAGAGCGGAGAGACCGACGGGAGUUGGAACAAGCAAGUGGAGGGGGAGAAGGGAGAGCCCACCGCGCCCUCGGCUCAGGAGAGCUGGACAACGGUGAGAGAGAGGAGGAAGUGCUCGGUGAAGAGGAAGCAGAUGAGCCCUGUUUCCCCACUCAUCAGCAUGGAGGCGACGGAGAAGUCUGCUCUGGGGGGAAACCGUUUCAGUGUUUUGGAAAGCGGGAGGUCUGAGGAGAAAGGCGAGGGAAACCCGGGCAGCGCAGAGGAGACUCUGCUUUCCCCGUCAGGCAGCUCCAUCGACAGCAGCGGUCUGGCACCCAGCGGUGUUCCAGCGCCCACACAGAUGGAGGAGGAAAGGGUUUUCCCAACCAAGAUCCUUGUGGACAGUCCUCCCGCUGGAGACCACCGUUUCCCGGAUAGGCCUCCUAACGAGGAGAUGUAUUUAAAAUUUAUCAUCUGAUGACUUGGACAGCUUGGACUUUCUAGUCUUCCCAUUCCUUCACCGACUCAAUCACCUCCACGUUCCUCACUGAUUGGUCAGGAGCCAUGGCAGGCCAAUCAGAGAGCUCCAGGUUGCCGCUGGCCCCUAACCCUAACACCC
Salvelinus fontinalis (brook trout) is the source of this 1723-nucleotide messenger RNA. RefSeq lists its product as uncharacterized. The record is from RefSeq and is a predicted model, not a curated record. Bases 212 to 1582 code for a protein of 456 amino acids. Lineage: Eukaryota; Metazoa; Chordata; Actinopteri; Salmoniformes; Salmonidae. The transcript has 2 exons. Gene Ontology annotation, molecular function: nucleic acid binding; zinc ion binding.